Messenger RNA from Gavia stellata (red-throated loon), 848 nucleotides. RefSeq names its product leucine-rich repeat-containing protein 61-like. Lineage: Eukaryota; Metazoa; Chordata; Aves; Gaviiformes; Gaviidae. Gene Ontology annotation, molecular function: protein binding. The record is from RefSeq and is a predicted model, not a curated record. Gene Ontology annotation, cellular component: cytoplasm. Gene Ontology annotation, biological process: outer dynein arm assembly.
AUGGAGGGGCGUGAGGAGGAGGAGGAGGAGGAGGAGGAGGAGGAAGAGGCGGCCGGGGGGGUGCGGAUCACCCCCCAGCUGCUGAAGGCCAGCACCGGGGAGUUCGCCCUGGAGUCCAUCCUGCUGCUGCGGCUGCGGGGCCGCGGCAUCGCCCACCUGGGCUGCCUGGGCGACUGCGCCAACCUGGAGUGGCUGGACCUCUCCGGCAACGCCAUCGCCCAACUGGGGCCGCUGGCCGCCCUCAAGUCCCUCGCCGUCCUCAACCUCUCCCGCAACCGCGUCGCCAGCCUGGAGCCGCUCGGCUCCUGCCGCAACCUCCAGAGCCUCAACGUGGCCGGUAACCGGGUGAGCAGCCUGCAGCAGCUGCGCUGCCUGACGGGGCUGCGGCGCCUGGAGAGCCUGCGCCUCCGCGACCCCCUCGCCCGCCUGGCCAACCCCCUCUGCGCCGCCCCGGCGUACCGCGCCGCCUUGGCGGACAUGUUCCCCGGCCUCAAAGCCAUCGACGGCGAGCGGGUGUCCGGUCGCGGCAGCGAGCUCUACCAGCUCUGCCGGGAUCUCGACAGCUCGCUGGGAGGCAGCGGCGGUGGCGGCAGUGCCGGUGCCGGUACCGGUAGCGGUACCGAACCGCCCCGCGCGGCUCAGCCCUGGGUGGAGGUGGGUUUCUGGGAGCCGCGGCCGCCCCGGCGCAGCUCCAUCAUGGAGGAGGCCUACAAGCAGUUUGGGGAGGUGCUGCAGGAGUGCCGGGAGCUGAGCCGCCGUGCCGACGACACCAUCGCCCAGGCAGAGCGGGCGCUGAGCGGCCGCCCCGACCCCAACUCCUUUGUCUUCUGAGCCGUGAGACCCCCCCC